Molecule: messenger RNA, 348 nt
Organism: Lathyrus oleraceus (garden pea)
Lineage: Eukaryota; Viridiplantae; Streptophyta; Magnoliopsida; Fabales; Fabaceae
Product: cyclin-A1-1-like
Exons: 1
Coding region: 1-348 (115 amino acids)
Source: RefSeq, a predicted model, not a curated record
AUGCAGUUGGAGUAUUUGGCCGACUAUCUAGCAGAGUUAUCACUUAUAGAGUAUGAUAUGCUUAAGCACACCUCGUCACUAAUAGCUGCAUCAGCUGCCUUCUUGGCUAAAUAUAUACUACUUCCUAGCGAGAAACCUGGGAAUUCCAUGCUAAGGCAUUAUUACACAGGCUAUCAAGAAUCAGAAUUGCGUGAGUGUGUUAAGGGACUGCAUCUGUUGUACUGCAAUGGCUAUCAUAAUUCACCUUCCAUUACUGCUAUCAGAGAGAAAUACAGUGAGCAUAAGUUCAAGUUUGUGGCAAAGAAGUAUUGUCCUCCAUCAAUACCAGUAGAAGUAUUUCACAACUGA